AUGGAUAAAGCUAUAUUAAAAGGGCUUUGUGAUAAGCUAUACGAAAAACGUAAAAAUGCCGCUUUAGAAUUAGAGAAGGCUAUCAAGAAAUCCAUUGACGAACAUAAUACUGAAAAAAUAGAAAUUGUAAUCAAUGAAUUAUCAGAUCCAGACUAUCCUUUAUCUGUAGAAAAAUCUGUUGCAAGAAUUGCUAGAUUAAUGGGGUUAGCGGCAGUCUCGAUAGCACUUGGCCCUAUUAACUUACCAAGUUAUUUAUCCCACAUUAUACCAUCUGUUCUUAUUUGUUUUGCUGACCAAAAUGAUCAAGUAAGAUUUUACGCAUGUGAGAGUCUGUACAACAUUUCCAAAAUUGCCAAAGGUGAAAUCUUAGUUUAUUUUAAUGAAAUAUUUGAUAUUUUGUGCAAGAUAACUUCAGACCAGGUUUCUUCAGUAAAAGGUGCAGCAAGUUUAUUGGAUAAGCUAAUCAAAGAUAUUGUCAGUGAAUUUGCAUCUAGCUAUGUUAGUGUAGUAAACAAUGAUCCUAAAGAUCUACCACCAGCAACAAAGAUAAAUUCACUCACUGGCGACGUCUUACAAGAGCGUUAUGAACAAGACCCUAAAAAUAAUUUGGCAUUUUCUUUGCCUCAUUUUAUUCCACUACUAGAAGAGAGAAUAUAUGCCAACAAUCCAAAUACUAGAAUGUUUUUAGUUUCCUGGUUACAAGUUAUUUCAGAUUCACCCGAUUUAGAAUUGAUAUCAUAUUUACCCUCCUAUUUGGGAGGCUUAUUUACAUUUUUGGGAGAUUCUCAUAGAGAUAUUAGGGUAGUUACUGCAAAUUUAUUAAACCAAAUAUUGCAAGAAAUUAAAAGAGUCUGCGAAAUUAAAGCUUUACUGAAGGCCAAUUUGAAACAGCAGCCUCAAAAACAGCCAACAAAUAGAUUACCUAGCGAUGACAUUGCCAACAAGAAGAUCAUUGAAGGACCCUUGAUAAGUGAGAGAAAGAAAACUUUAAUGAAUGCUUUUGAGCAACUGUCUAUGGGUGAUUUAGAUGGCACUAAAUCUAAUGCUACUAUUGGCACUACUAAUAAUGGCACUGCCGUUACUGGUGCUAAUACCAUUGGCGCCACUACUGCUACCAAUACUACUAAUAAUAGCAGUAACGGUAAUAAUAGCAAUACUAUAAGUUCUUCAGGAAUAAAUAAGAGUGAAAGUGUUAAUACCACAACAACUUCUGCUGCCUUAUCACAGAAUAAUGAAAAACACGACGACGGCAUAGAGCAACAACAAGUACAGACAAGUGAUCUGAAUUCUGCCACACUAUCUAUAGGAAAUAUAAGAAAUGGCGAAGAAUAUGUUCCCGGCCAAGACAUUCAUUUAGAUUUUCCAAAAAUUAUAACUGUGCUAAUCAAUAGUCUAAAUUCAUCUGAACCUGAUGUUCAAAUAGUAGUUUUAAAGUGGCUAGAGAUAAUUUUGGAAUUAUCACCAAGGGAUUUUUUACAGUGCUUAUCAAGAUUGUUGGCCUUAUUGUUAAAGCAUCUGAGCGAUUCAAACAAAAAUAUCAGCGAAAGUGCUGCUAGAGUAAACUAUAAGUUAAUGGAUCUAACUAGUAAAUUUGACUACAAAAGCUCCAAAAAUUAUUCAUCAAUGGUCAAUAACUUGUCUUUAAAUUUCAGAGAGGGGAAUGCCACUACAAAAGUUGCCUGCUUGGACUGGUUAAUAUUCAUUUACAGAAAAAUGUCAGAUGACCAACUACUGGAUCACAACGAUAGCAUUUUUUAUACACUUUUAAAAUCGCUAUCCGAUGAAGACAAUAGGGUUGUUUCAAAAUCCUUGGAAUUAUUAAGCAUUAUGUGUAGCAAUGGUAACAAUGAACAAUAUUUCCAAAAUUUUCUGGUUAAAGUUCUAGAUCUCUUAAAAAACGAGUUUGGUAUGUUAAAAACUAGGACAAAUUUUAUAUUAAGGCAAUUGUGUGCAAAGCUUUCUGCCGAACCUGUGUAUAAGAUUACCUCACAAUUAUUGGACAAACGUAGCAAAGAUGAUUUACCCUUUGUACGUAUGAUGAUUCAAAUCAUGAGCACAGAUUUAAUUGUUGCUCCUGAGCUAGGACCUUUAAGAAAAAAAUUGAAAAGGAAUGAAGAUUGGUCUUUCUUUAGUAUAAUUUUCAAAUGUUGGUGCCAUAAUCCCUCAUCUUUAUUGAACCUAUGCCUAAUUUCCGGAAAUUAUGAAUUGGCCUACAACGUUCUUCAACAAUUUGUGGAAAACGAUUUAAUUUCUGUAAAUAAUUUAUUACAGUUGGAUAUAUUGGUUCAAUUUUUAGAGUCACCUGUUUUUGCGAGUUUGAGGUUGCAUUUAUUGGAAUAUGAACAGUAUCCGUACUUGUACAAGUCUUUAUAUGCCAUAUUAAUGAUAUUACCACAAUCAAAAGCUUUUCAUACUCUAAACACAAGACUAAACAGUAUAACUAAACUAAUUUCGAUUACAGAAUCAUCAUCUUUAUCGUUAAACAAACGCAAUCUAUCCCAGUCCCAUUUCCCACGACACGAAUCCAGCGCCAGUUCAACGCAGUCAUUAUCUGCAUGCUCUAGCAAAUCAUUGAUACAAAAUUCUUUCCAACUUUUUGAUUUAUUAGAUUACUUCAAAACUGUCUGUGCAGAAGACUCACAAACACUGGAAAAUGGAACUUGUAACAAUGGUAGCGAUUCUAAAACCAAUAAUGAAUAUAACAGAAUGGAUUCAAUACAUACUGUUUGCGAGCCUGACACACAGACAACUGAUGAAAUUGCUACUCCUAAGUUAAGUAAGAGCACCUUUGAAACAACAAAUCCAGCAGAUAUCUUAAACCAGCAUUUAACCAAUUUAGCACCUACAACUGCCGUUGAAGAUGAUUCUGUAUCUGUAAUAUACAGACCGCCACCAAGCUCCAAGCAAGAUUUGUAA
Messenger RNA from Saccharomycodes ludwigii, 2916 nucleotides. It is a transcript of the gene VAC14, whose product is annotated as Vac14p. NCBI's taxonomy places the organism in Eukaryota, Fungi, Ascomycota, Saccharomycetes, Saccharomycodales, Saccharomycodaceae. The transcript has a single exon. Bases 1 to 2916 code for a protein of 971 amino acids. Gene Ontology annotation, cellular component: fungal-type vacuole membrane; PAS complex; endosome membrane. The record is from RefSeq and is a predicted model, not a curated record. Gene Ontology annotation, biological process: positive regulation of kinase activity; phosphatidylinositol biosynthetic process.